CUGUCCCGCCCCCUGCACUCUGCCAGCCACUGUAGCAGCUAACAGCAUAGCAAAUGUUCCUCUGGAUGCACACAUUGAAUGAAAGUCAGUGGAGAAGGCUGUGGCCAGCUGAGAAUAUCUGCACACAGCAAAGUUAUCUUCCAGUGUAAUUAGCAGGCUGCUGGUGAGGCUGUUUCAGCAGCUUACACAUUGGCAGAAGGCAGGUUGGAGAUAUUUGUGGAAGGGGAAGGAGCAGGCUGUGUGAGGCAAUGCAGCGGGUCACGGCGCAGUUCGUCGCCGGGCUGCUCGCAGCGGUGCUGUCGCUGCUGACCGAGCAGUGCUGGGCGGACGGCGGGGGCCCCAGCCUCGCUGAACGGGUUAUCUGGGCUGUAAAUGCCGGGGGCGAAGCGCACGUAGACGUGCACGGCAUUCACUUCAAAAAGGACCCGUUGGAAGGGAAAAUUGGCAAAGCAUCUGAUUAUGGGGUACGUCUGCCAAUACUGCGCUCCAGUCCAGAGGACCAGAUUCUGUACCAGACAGAGCGCUACAGUGAAGACACUUUUGGAUAUGAUGUUCCCAUUCGCGAAGAAGGAGACUAUAUACUAGUUAUGAAGUAUGCAGAGGUUUACUUUGCUCAGUCACAGCAAAAGGUGUUUGACGUCCGUCUAAACGGCCAUAUGGUGGUUAAGGACCUGGAUAUCUUUGAGCGAGUGGGUCACAGCACGGCUCACGAUGAGAUAGUGCCCUUCUCUAUUAGACGAGGCAAGCUGAGCGUGCAAGGAGAGGUGUCCACUUUCAACGGCAAGCUCACUGUGGAGUUUGUAAAGGGUUAUUAUGACAACCCCAAGAUCUGCGCUCUCUAUGUAAUGAAGGGCACACUAGAAGAUGUACCAAAACUUCAGCCUCACCCUGGCUUGGUGAAGUCCGACGACGAGGACGAUGAAGAGGAAGAUAGUGAAGGAGGCGAGGAAGGUGGGAAGAAAAAGGUUCCGGCAGGUUCCAAGUACAGGGUCCAGUCCGGCCCGCGAACACCAAACCCAUAUGCAGCUGACAACAGCAGCCUAAUGUUUCCCAUCCUUGUUGCGUUCGGGGUGUUCAUCCCCACACUGUUCUGCCUCUGCCGGCUGUGAGCUUGAAACCGUCGGUGGAGGAAACGUCAGGAGGAUAAGAUGGACGUGGGCCUAUGAAGAAAGAGGGGGUGGGGUGGGAGGUAAAAGGGGGAGGGGGGGUCAAGAUGGCAACAGCAGCACAGGUAAAAGCAAACACACGGGAGAGAGCUGAAGGCUUGGAGAAAAUCAGGACGACACAAAGAGACAAUAACUUUUAGGAGAGCCACUGCAAGGUGAAGCAAACGCUGCUGUCGUGAUAGUACCAUCGAGUGAAGAACAGGAGGUGUAGGAAGUGUAUGCUCUGCGCUCCUUUGUGAAUGUGUUCUGCAUCCACCUCUGCUGACCCGUUUGAACAAUGUUAGUCAUUUCCACUCAGAGGCUGGGCAAGAUUUACAGACGCCCGUCUUCAUGGAUUGAAACCACAUUUGCGCAGCUAAGGGAUGCUCAGGAGUGAUUAGUCUGGGCCCAUUUUGUAAAGUAAAAGCAUUGUUUUGUACUGGGUGUAGCCAGGAAGCACACUCUGUUUAACACUCCUGCUCAGCAUCUGGUCAGAAGUGUAACCUUGCUGCCGAGAAAUUGGUCAAAUAGAAUAGAAACCACGAGUCAGACGGUUAGUCCUUUUGUUGAUGUGCCAUCAUCUACUUCUCACGAGGUGUUGAAAGGAGGAGGAAAUUAGUCUCGAUCAGCUCUGUGGCUGGUGGGCUCAUUUGCUGUCUACGUCAGCUUGCCUUUACAUAAACAAAGGUUGGGUUUCACAAAUCUGUCAGUGACGUGUGGUCAUGCGCAACAGGCGUCUUUGGCUUUGUUCAUCCAAAUACCGAUUCAGGGCCAUUCAAGUGUCCUCUGCAGUGAUCACAAAUUGAAAGUCCUUGCAGAAUUUUUUUCCAAGGAUGGAUCCAUUUUAAUAUUGACACACAGAACCUUUAACAGAACGGUUUCUUUCAGUAAGGGACACUACAUUUGUAUUUAGUGAGAGGCAAAGUUUAUGCUGUGAAAUGCUUACGCUCCAGUGAGUCAGGAUCAUUACGUCACUGUAUUUUAUGUAAUCUCUGCCUUUUUUCUAUUCAUUCACUCAUGAUGCAUGCCUGCCUUUUUGUUUCACCAAAGAAUGUUUUUUUUUUCCUUUGUUGGGAAAUGGAAUAAUUGGUGGCCUGUUAAAUUUGAAUAGAUUCUGUGUUGUCCUCUGUGGUUAGCAGUUAAAUUGAGCAUAUAGUACGUCUUCAUCAAAAAUUGCUAAAGACAAGUGAUUUAGGAUUUAGUCGAGGGGUUUCUACAUUUUACACCGGUGUCUAAAACGGAGAGAGAGUUGCUGGGGUGCUUUUGUUUAUUUUUUGUCAUAAAUUAGUGUCUUUGAUUUUACAACAGAAUACUGUGCUGACUCUGAUGAGCCAUAACCUCCAGUGCUCCAUCUUAAAUUGAGAGAACCGGCCGCUGCACCUCAAUGUUAAAGAAAUAAACUAAUCUGUGCCAGUGGAUGCACUCGUUUCACACACCACACAGCAAGUUCGCCAACCUGCCAUAAGAAGUGAGAAAGCACAACAUUAGCGUAGGUAGAAAAUUCGAUGUUUACCAGAUGUUAUACAUCAUUCAAGUCUCCACAUUGUUCUGUCGGCCUUUUCGGUUCCGUUGUCUUAAAACUCUUCAGCAUGGGCUGUACUGUUGCGUCGAUUCAGUGUGAACUUUCAGUGCGAUUAAGCUACAUGUUCUGGUCCUUGAAUUGAACAAGGGACAAAAUGUAUUCUUUGAGCCUUUUCUUUUCUACAUGGCCAUGUUAUCAAGAGUCUUUGGACCGUGAUAUUCUUUUUAGCUUUCACGCAGACUGAAAAGCAGCGUUGUUCUUCAGUUUUGGUGGAAUUGUUGUGAACCCACCUAUUUAUGUAUCUAGUUACCUCCCAUAAGUGCUUAGCUCUACUCCAAGGACGAUUUUGUAACUUUGCCUGUUUCACUAAUGCGUCUUAAAUGCCCUGCCUCCCCCCCUACUCCCCGAUCCCCUCACCAGUACUGCUGUUGCCAUAAGCAGUACUUGGAAAAACAAUUAAUAAUUCAGGUGUUGUGGAUCCUUUCUCACUCCUUGAUUCUCCUUCCCAGUUUGAUUGAUGGUGGGUAAGAAUUUUGUGCCAGAAAAUAUUCAGUCAGUUGUUGGCAGUUCUUGAUUUUUUAAAAAUUUUUUUCUUCCUGUUGUUGUUGUAAACUCAAUUCAUAUUUAAGACAUAUAAGCACCUUUUUUUUUCUCUGAAAAGAUGCAAAAAGUUGAUUUAAUUCAGCACCAAAGCCACCAUAUUCUGUUCCUCUAUUAGUCUACACAGUUGCGUGUGUAUAUAAAGGUACAAGAUCACACUUUUUAUUGUGUGACAGCUGUUCUGUUCUCAUCGAUUUUGUGUCGUAGCUGAGGUGAUAGGGUUUUUAAAUUUUGUUGUGAGGAAGACUUUGUGGCCUUUCUUCUGGGGAGGAACGGUUGUUGGUACAGAGUAUAAGUAAAAUCUAACAGGCAGCCAGAUGAACUGACUGUCAGAACGUCAAAUAAAUGAGAUUAUAUCUGAAAAUAUGGGAUCUUCCAUUCUAUUAUAUAUAAUUUAAAUCAGAGUGGGGCUGACCUGGAGAUAUUUUAUAAUACGCUUGGAUUUGUUUGAAUUUUUUCCUCAGGAUCCGUUUUAUUUCAAGUUUUUAAAACGUGAUAUUUUAUUGGUGUGACAUUUUGCACUGCCUCAUGUAUUUUUAAAUGUCAGUUUUUUUGUGUGUGUUUGUCUUUGUUGCCUUGAAUUAUUGAAUACAUUGUGCUUUACCAUCAUUCGCCUUGAGGUUGCUCUUUUGUUGGCUUUUAUCAAAAAAUUGCCUCUUUUUUUCCUUCUUUUCUGUUGAACACUUUUCAGGGCUAGAUUUUCAUUCCACACAAACAACUGUAGUUAGGAGUAAGACACACCUGUCAGUGGAAUUAUUAUAUAUCUAGGGUCUGUUACUAACCUCAACUUUUCUAGGAGCAAAGCCAGUCAAGAAAAGUGUGUAAAAGUAUAUGUCCACAACUUGUUUCAAACAGUCUUACCCCUGCUUUUUAGACCCGUUGUCGUCAAUACACCUCACAGUUCAGUGAACUGGAGUGGAAUGAAGAUCUGCUCUCAGUGUUUUUUUUAACCACAUGAGAACCAAAGAAUUGCUGUCAUUCCAUCCUAAUUCUUAAACACAGUGUCCCAACGUGACGCUAAAGGUUCCUCAUUUCUGUCAUCCUUUUUAGUUUCACCUGGUAAACCAGUGAAAUAAACCAGGGAAAACAAACAUGUCUUGUCAACAGAUUUCUAUUCUCCUGCCAUGAACCCAAUCUUCUUGAAAAUGUCAUCUUGAAAAAGUCUUUUGAAUCGCUCUGUAAUUAAUGUAGAUUUGUUUUUGGCAUGUUGCUGUUUUUUUCUCUCUUUUUCAAAGCAACUGAACAUGUGAGAUUAAUUUAAACAAAUUUGAACAGUAAGACAUCAGCCAACUUGUCCCAUCGUCCAGGCAGCAGACCGCCAACAACAAGGUCUGCCGCCGUUCACACACUGUGAAUGUGUGAGACAGUGAGUGUGUGCGCAAUAUGAGUCCUACCUUAUAGAUACACGUGUGUUGGAUAAAUACAUGCUCUUCUGAGGGCUGUAGGCAGCAGCAGGUGGACUGAGAAAUGUAUUUGAGACCCCUGAUCUUCUGACUCAGAUGCAGAUAUCUGCAAAAUGGGAAAUGCUGAAAAAUGCUGUCUCUUUUUAAUAAAUGUGCUAUUUUAUCAGAA
Molecule: messenger RNA, 4839 nt
Organism: Amphiprion ocellaris (clown anemonefish)
Lineage: Eukaryota; Metazoa; Chordata; Actinopteri; Pomacentridae
Gene: mlec
Product: malectin
Exons: 6
Coding region: 249-1109 (286 amino acids)
Cellular component (GO): membrane
Molecular function (GO): carbohydrate binding
Source: RefSeq, a predicted model, not a curated record